Messenger RNA from Ornithodoros turicata, 1475 nucleotides. Its product is annotated as proliferation-associated protein 2G4-like. Bases 115 to 1284 code for a protein of 389 amino acids. The transcript has 13 exons. Lineage: Eukaryota; Metazoa; Arthropoda; Arachnida; Ixodida; Argasidae. The record is from RefSeq and is a predicted model, not a curated record.
CUCCCUUGUUCUGUCGCAUUCGGAAAAGUCGUCUGGCCACAGCAAUUCCCGCCACACACUCGCAAGGUGUUUCGGGAUCGGCAUCGGCCUCUGCUGUGGUGCGGUUCAGGGAACAUGGCGGACAAAGAGGAUGAGCCGACUAUUGCCCAAGACUUGGUGGUUACCAAGUAUAAAAUGGCCGGGGAGAUGGUCAACAAUAUACUCAAGCAGCUGAUAGAGAUGUGUAAGGCCGGGACCACUGUGUUGAGCAUUUGCGACGAAGGUGACAAACUGCUGGUUGAAGAAACGAGCAAAGUUUUCAAAAAGGAGAAAGAACUAAAAAAGGGGAUUGCAUUUCCCACCUGCGUGUCCGUGAACAACUGCAUCUGUCACUACUCUCCGUUGCGGUCCGAUGCCCAGUACACACUUAAGGAUGGAGAUGUUGUCAAGCUCGAUCUGGGGGCUCACAUUGAUGGAUUUAUUGCCGUUGUCGCACAUACGGUAGUCGUGGGAGCAUCCAAGGACAACAAGGUGACUGGUAGGAAAGCGGAUGUGGUGAGAGCUGCUUACUACGCUGCCGAGGCAGCUCUUCGGCUCGUCAGGCCAGGGGAGGAGAAUAACCAUGUCACAGACAUCAUCCAGAAGGUGGCGGAGUCUUUCAAGUGCAAGCCUGUGGAAGGCAUGCUGUCUCACCAGCUGAAACAGUACAGGAUAGAUGGUGAGAAGUCAAUCAUCCAAAAUCCAGCAGAGGCUCAAAAGAAGGAGCAUGAAAAGUGCGAAUUUGAGCUGCAUGAGGUGUACGCCAUCGAUGUGCUUGUCAGUACUGGAGAGGGCAAGGGACGUGAGAUGGACACUAGGACAACAGUUUACAAGAGGACAGAUGAGACGUACUUACUCAGAAGCAAAGCCUCAAGAGCUUUUGUCAGUGAAGCAGACAAGAAGUUCACAACAAUGCCCUUCACCUUGCGGGCAUUUGAUGAGGAAGUGAAAGCUAAAAUGGGAGUACUCGAGUGUGUCAACCACAAGUUGCUCGACCCCUUCCAGGUUCUCUAUGAGAAGGAAGGUGAAGUUGUGGCCCAGUUCAAGUACACGGUGUUGCUGAUGCCAUCGGGCUCUCACCGCAUCACCUGCGGACCUCUGGACUUGGACAUCUUCGAGUCUGAGUACAAGGUGGAGGACGAGUCACUGAGCGCGCUCCUCAACCGCCCCGUCAUCCCCAAAUCAGCCAAGAAGAAGAAGAAGAAGGCAGAAAAGGCAGUGCUAGGCGAUGGUGUACAGGCUGAUGGGGAACAGGAAGAGGCAUGAGUCACCUUAUUCGGGGAGAAGACACCGGCAGCUCUGCAGAGGCAAAUUGUCCCCGGAAGGACUAUUUUUAUAUUCCUUUUAUAUGACGCAGCAGGAACCAGUGUGUUUUGAUUUUAUUCCAUCGUUCAUCAAGCAAGCACUGCUCGCAGCCGGUGGCCUCUCGAAGAAUAAAAUGUUGUUUCUUGACUACA